Molecule: messenger RNA, 2554 nt
Organism: Cuscuta campestris
Lineage: Eukaryota; Viridiplantae; Streptophyta; Magnoliopsida; Solanales; Convolvulaceae
Source: the annotation of a GenBank genome assembly
CGUGAGGUGGAUGGGGCCGACCUCGGGAGAGGGCUUUUGGGUUCCUCGGGAGACGAGGACUUGAGUGCCUCGUGAGGUGGAUGGGACCGACCUCGGGAGAGGACUUUUUGGUGCCUCGAAAGACGAGGGCUUAAAUGCCUUGUGAGGUGGACGGGGCCGACCUCGAGGAAGGACGUUUUAGUGCCUCGGGAGACGAGGGCUUAGGCAACUUGCAAGGUGGCUGAGGCCGACCCUGGGAAAAGCUGAGAUAAUGUUCCAUCCGGGAGCUCUGCUAGGCGAGCUCGGUUGCAAAUGUCAUGUGGUCUUCUGCUUUGUGCCUGAAAGACAAAAUAUGAAAAAUUCCUUCGUCGUUGUUGCUUUGUUCGUUUUUUUUAUUGGAGCGGCGUGGUGCCGAUGACGCGUGGAAGCGUAAAAGUGCGAUCUCAGCAGAUCUAAUAUUUGUCCUAAGCAGGACUGGCAAGAUUUUGUCCUAAGCAGGACCUUGCAAUACCCUCCGGAGGGAUUUGCUCGCGCAAUGACGAGGACCGCGUGAGGCCAUAUCGUGGCGUGGAAGCCCGAUGGUGCACAGCUGCACAGAGUCGCGUGGAAGCGAAAAUGAAAUCGCGUGGAAGCGAUAUAUUUUUUUUUAUAAUGAUUUUUCUUUUUCUUUUCUUCUUUCGAACUAUCCAAGUUGUAGAAGCAAAUGUGAUGCAAAUCUGAGUAGGAAUCAUAUAAAUAAGGAGUUGGUGUAUCUCAGCUGAACCAUGAAGGUGGGUCGCAGCCCGGUGAGAUCAGAGGUGAUGGAGAUCAUCGUAGUCGGAUAUCAGAACAUGUACUCUGCCCAAUGAAGAGAAGGAUGGGACAAAAUUCACAAGGCCCCUCAAGUUAUUUUGAAUCAGAACAUAUAUUUGGCUGAACAUAGUACAAUCGGCAUCAGCAGACUCGGCCGACUAAGACCGCCACCGCUGAAUUGGAUCUUACAAUACUGCCGCACGAACUCUGCUCGUCAUGAUCUUGUACUCGGACUUGAUCACCCUCCCAUGUUCAGAUUUAGCCCCACUAGAAAUUAUGAGCUCGACCUUCGGAGUUGUCACGCACUCGGCCGUAUGAGAUUUUGACUUAAAUGCAUAAAAGGAGAGAGAGAAAUAUAGAGUCCACUCUGGACCCGGGUGAAGAGGCCAAAACAGUGACGAUGGACGUCGGGCAUCUCUCCUCGAGGUUGCCCCAACAGCAAAUCUCAAUUAAUGGAUCCCUCUCAGCUACUUAUCUCUUUGUAUAAAUUCCAAUAGAAAUGUAACAAAUUGUACACAACAUGAAAUGAGUAUGGAGUAUAGUAGUAGCAGGUAGACCCACUUUAUAUAUUUUGUUUUGUUGAAGGGAUUAUCACAAUAAAGUGAACCACCCCCUUCUCUUCAAAUUUGGAUCGUCAUUGCGGAGUAUGAAUAUGGCCCUCUUUUUGAAAAUGGGGUAAUAAUAGUGAGGUGUCACUUCUAAAAUUCAUUGGUGAUCUUGGACAAUCCUCUUUUUAGUACGGAGCAAUAAUAAUAAAAAAGGGGCAUGCCACUUGCCUGGUUUUUCUUCUUUACAGGCAGGAGAGCAGAUUUUCAUCCCUUUCCCAAUGGAAGAUCAUGACCAGCCGCAGAUCUAUGAAGUCACGUGACCCUCAUCAUCUUGUUUUUCACGUUCAUUGUCAGCAUUCCGUCGUCGUCGUCGUCGAGGAGCCCAAUGCUCGUCGGCCAAAUUUCCUUCGUUUUCGUCGAAUUCGGCAGGGGACCUCUUCCCCCGCAAUCAAACCUGCUGUUACCCCCGUCCGCUGCACCUUCCGUCCUCUGCCAUGAACUCUUGAUCUGGGCUGCGUUCCCAACUGCAUCCCACUAUCAUCGCUGCCCCGGCGAUGGCUCACCAUUUGGCCGUCAACUCAUGGAGCGGUGGUCAGACGCUGCUGGGGUUUCACCGGCGCUGGUCGCGGCAGCAGAGGAUGGCUCGACGGCGGUUCCUCCAUCACUGAGUUCACGCGGUUGCUUAACGGUCACCGCCGCCGGCGACGCGAAGGAACUUCACCCGUCAUCGGAAAUUGCAAGAUCUUGUGUCGUUGGUGAUGGCGACCCUAGAGACAUGUACGGGCGGCCUCAUCAAACCGCCACGAACACGAAUAGCAGCACCUCCGCCGCAAAAGAGAACAGAGUCGCCGGAAACUUGAACGAAGCAGGGAGCGGACUACAGGAAUAGCUGUAGUAGACUCCAGAGCCGCUGAAGCUAUUAGGCCGCGUCUGGGCACCGUGGACGGUGGAGAGAGCUCCGUCCGGGUCGGGUUGAAAUUCAACCCAGUGGCUCCGUCCAGAUCGGGAUCUGCUGGCGGCACCUUGGCACCUGCGAUCUACCAUCAAGUUUUGGAAUCUGAAUUUUGAGAGCCUCUGCACGGUGGAUUUCACGAUUUGCGCCAAUUGGAGUGCAGCUAGUCGACUGGUCCCUAGAAAGACAGAAGCUGCUCCUUGGGGAAGUGAAAGUGAGGGCGAUGAAGAUCCGUAGAGGUCCCUUUUCUCAGCUCCAUGUAAGAUCCCUACUAUCCGCCCGG